Messenger RNA from Prunus armeniaca (apricot), 1869 nucleotides. The record is from the annotation of a GenBank genome assembly. NCBI's taxonomy places the organism in Eukaryota, Viridiplantae, Streptophyta, Magnoliopsida, Rosales, Rosaceae.
AUGAUUCUCCCAUAUUCCACCAUAGCUCAAACAUCCAGAAACAUAUCUUUAGGCUCAUCCCUCACUGCACGAAAUGACGUUAACUCAUCGUGGCCAUCACCAUCUGGUGAAUUUGCUUUUGGUUUUCAACAGAUUGUAAAAGAUGGGUUCUUACUGGCCAUCUGGUUCAAUAAGAUACCAGAGAGAACUAUUGUCUGGUCAGCCAAUGGGAAUAAUCUUGUGCCACAAGGAUCCCAAGUUGAACUUACACGUGAUGGCCAGUUUAUGCUCAAAGAUGCAACUGGCCAGAGAAUAUGGUAUGCGGAAUCUGCUGGUACUGAAGUCGCCUAUGCAGCCAUGCUAGACACUGGAAAUUUCGUGCUGGCCAACCGAAAUUCAAGCACGCUGUUGUGGCAGAGUUUUGAAUACCCAACUGAUACAAUCCUGCCAACACAGACUCUAAAUCAAAACAACAGCCUCUAUGCUCGCUACACGGCUACAAAUUACUCAAGAGGUAGAUUCAUGUUUGCACUACAAUCUGAUGGAAAUCUCGUGCUUUACACUACAAAUUUCCCACAAGACUCUGCCAAUUCUGCUUAUUGGUCAACCAAAACAGAUACUGGAUUUCAGCUCAUCUUCAACCAGUCUGGCCUCAUUUACCUUGCAUCCAGGAAUGGAAGCGCAAUCAAUACCAUAUCACCAUAUGCAGUUUCAAUACAAAAUUUCUACCAGAGAGCAACUUUAGUGCAUGAUGGAGUUUUGAGGCACUAUAUUUAUCCUAAAAGUGCUAGCUCAAUUGCCGAACGUCGGCCCAUGGCUUGGUCUGCUCCAGUUUCCAUACCUGAAAAUAUCUGUUUUUCAGUUGCGGGAGAGAUGGGCGGUGGUGCAUGUGGAUUCAACAGCUUAUGUAGCCGUGGAGAGGAAGGACCAAUUUGCGAGUGCCCUCAUGGUUACACCUUUUUUGAUCCAAACGAUGUGCGCAAAGGAUGUAAACAAACAUUUGUUCCACAAAAUUGUGACCAGGCCUCACCAGAGCAUCAUUUUGAUUUUAAAGACUUGCAAAACACAAAUUUUCCUUUUGGAGAUUAUGAGCAUUUUAAGAACGAAUCUGAGGAUUGGUGCAGACAGAAUUGCCUAGAUGAUUGUUUUUGUGCUGUUGCAAUUUUCAACAUGAAGGGAGACUGUUACAAGAAGAGACUCCCUUUUUCGAAUGGGAUGAUUGACUCUAGUGUUAAUUCAAAAGCUCUGAUCAAAUUUGGGAAAGACAACUCUACUUGGUCAGGUGGAGGUGCAAUCACAAAAAAGAAAGAUAAUUCAUCUCUGAUGCUUGUAGGAUCAGUGCUCCUGAGUAGCUCUGGGGUCCUGUACAUCCUCUUACCAUUAAUAACCUAUUUGGUUGUUUCUCGCAUCUAUUCUAGAAAAGCAAAGGUCAUUCAACCGCGUCCAGUCAUGUCAGGCAUGAAUUUGAAGGAUUUCACUUAUGAGGAGCUAAAAAAAGCUACGAACGAAUUCAAGGAAGAACUAGGACGUGGUGCUUCUGCAACAGUUUUUAAAGGAGUUUUAGUGUCUAAUACUGGAAGGUGUGUUGCUGUCAAACGUUUAGACGCUAAGGUCAGAGAAAAUGAUUUGGAAUUCAAAGCUGAAGGGGAGCACCAAAUUCUUGUAUAUGAGUUUAUGAGCAACGGCUCUCUAGCAAGCUUCCUCUUUGGAGAAUCAAUGCCAAACUGGUACCAGAGAAGGCAAAUUGCCUUGGGAAUUGCAAGAGGGCUUUUGUAUUUGCAUGAGGAGUGCAGCAGCCAAAUUGUUCAUUGUGACAUCAAGCCUCAAAACAUUCUUCUUGAUGACUAUUUCACAGCAAGAAUUUCUGACUUUGGAUUAGCGAAGCUUUGA